ACCAUGUCUGAGUCUGGGCACAGUCAGCCUGGGCUCUACGGGAUGGAGCGGCGGCGACGGUGGAAGGAGCCUGGCCCUGGCGGCCCCCAGAAUCUCUCUGGGCCUGGUGGUCGGGAGAGGGACUACCUUGCACCGUGGGAGAGGGAGAGACGGGAUGGCAGUGAAGAGACAGGCGCUUCAGUCAUGCAGAAAACCCCCAUCAUCCUCUCAAAACCUCCAGCAGAGCGGUCGAAGCAGCUGCCACCACCAACUCCAGCUCCUGCUGCCCCAUCUGCCCCAGCCCCUCUGGAGAAGCCUAUUGUCCUCAUGAAGCCACGAGAGGAAGGGAAGGGGCCUGCGGCCGGGACAGGCGCCUCUACUCCCGAGGGCACUGCCCCGCCACCCCCUGCAGCCCCUGCACCAGCCAAGGGAGAGAAGGAGGGCCAGAGACCCACACAGCCUGUGUACCAGAUCCAGAACCGGGGCAUGGGCACUGCCGCGCCAGCGGCCAUGGACCCUGUCGUGGGCCAGGCCAAACUGUUGCCCCCAGAGCGCAUGAAGCACAGUAUCAAGUUGGUGGAUGACCAGAUGAAUUGGUGCGACAGUGCCAUUGAGUACCUGUUGGAUCAGACUGAUGUGUUGGUGGUUGGUGUCCUGGGCCUCCAGGGGACGGGCAAGUCCAUGGUCAUGUCACUGUUGUCAGCCAACACCCCAGAAGAGGACCAGAGGGCAUAUGUUUUCCGGGCCCAGAGCGCUGAAAUGAAGGAACGAGGGGGCAACCAGACCAGUGGCAUCGACUUCUUCAUUACGCAAGAGCGGAUCGUUUUCCUGGACACGCAGCCCAUCCUGAGCCCCUCCAUCUUGGACCAUCUCAUCAAUAACGACCGCAAACUGCCUCCAGAGUACAACCUUCCCCACACCUAUGUUGAGAUGCAGUCACUGCAGAUCGCUGCCUUUCUUUUCACCGUGUGCCACGUGGUGAUUGUCGUCCAGGACUGGUUCACGGACCUCAGUCUGUACAGGUUCCUGCAGACAGCAGAGAUGGUGAAGCCCUCCACCCCAUCCCCCAGCCACGAGCCCAGCAGUUCAUCAGGCUCUGAUGAAGACACCGAGUACUACCCCCACCUGGUCUUCCUGCAGAACAAAGCUCGACGAGAGGACUUCUGUCCCCGAAAGCUGCGGCACAUGCACCUGAUGAUCGACCAGCUCAUGGCCCACUCCCAUCUGCGCUACAAGGGUACUCUGUCCAUGUUACAGUGCAACGUCUUCCCGGGGCUCCCUCCUGACUUCCUGGACUCUGAGGUCAACUUGUUCCUUGUGCCUUUCAUGGACAGCGAAGCAGAGAGUGAAAACCCGCCAAGGGCAGGACCUGGCUCCAGCCCACUCUUCUCCCUUCUGCCUGGGUACCGUGGCCACCCCAGUUUCCAGUCUUUGGUGAGCAAGCUCCGGAGCCAGGUGAUGUCCAUGGCCCGGCCACAGCUGUCGCACACGAUCCUCACUGAGAAGAACUGGUUCCAUUAUGCUGCCCGGAUCUGGGAUGGGGUGAGAAAGUCCUCUGCACUGGCAGAGUAUAGCCGCCUGCUGGCCUGAGGCCGAGGGAGGAAUGUCAUGCAGGGAACCCCCUUCCGGGUCUCCGGUGGACGGCGAGGGAACACACGCGUCCUCCCUCUGGCACGUGGAGAGUGGCAGCGGGUCUGAGGGACGAAGACCGCGACUUUCUCAGCUGGAGACACGAGGUGUCCAGGGCCAGGCCCACCUCAAUGGAGGGUUGUUCAGGUGGUGACUUUGAGAUCCCGCCCCGACCUGCAAUGGGGCGGCCCUCCUGAGUCCCCCACAGGGACAGGCAGUGGGAGGGGCCUGAAUGGUCAUAGCAGGAAGCCCAAGCUCCAUCUUGACCCCCCUCUGCAGGGGCAGCAGCUACAGGUCCGUCUUCCCUGACUCCAGGGGAUAAAGCGUGAGACAGGGUCUGGAGGGCUCUUUUUUGGGGUAGGUCUGGUGGUUCACAUAAAUAUUGUCAUGCAA
Molecule: messenger RNA, 2001 nt
Organism: Trichechus manatus latirostris (Florida manatee)
Lineage: Eukaryota; Metazoa; Chordata; Mammalia; Sirenia; Trichechidae
Gene: SMG9
Product: SMG9 nonsense mediated mRNA decay factor
Exons: 13
Coding region: 4-1569 (521 amino acids)
Biological process (GO): nuclear-transcribed mRNA catabolic process, nonsense-mediated decay
Source: RefSeq, a predicted model, not a curated record